This is a messenger RNA of Pelagomonas calceolata, 1105 nucleotides long. The record is from the annotation of a GenBank genome assembly. Lineage: Eukaryota; Pelagophyceae; Pelagomonadales; Pelagomonadaceae.
CCUGCUUGCCUGCUUGCCUCUUUGCAGCCUGCAGUGCCGCGCAUGACUGCACCUAGCCAAAAGCAAAGACUGCUUUUUGCCAUCAUUUGUCGUGAAGAUCACUGCUGUGAAAAAUACGGCACGGCGAAGCACUUGCAUCACAUCUCCAGCACUUUGCACUCUGUGCUCUCCCAUCUCUCAGAGGCAGUAUGCUGCACAAACUACUCCUGCUGAGCGCCUGCGUGCACGCAUUGGUGCCACCGCAAAGCCGCAGGACGCACCUAACGAAGCGGCACGCGGAACCGGACCUCGCCACCCUCUUCGCCGAGACGCCCUGCUUCGCCCUAGCGGACGCGGACGGCCAGCUCGCCCUGUUAGAUGAUGGCAAAAAUAAAGCUAUAGAGUUCUACAUCGAUGCAGACGUAGCAGUGAAAAGAAAACAAUACUGGGACGUCGACGGCGACAAGCUUACCGUCAAGCCGCUGUCGCUGGGCAAAGCUUUAGCUGCCUACGGUGAUGAUGAAACGGCCGCGCGCUUCGUCGCGUCACCAGACGAGCUCAACGAAGCGCGGCGAAUCUUCGUGCGGUGCAGUGGCGGCGACGUGCCCGAGUCCCUGGAAGAGCUCCUCGCGACGUACGAGGCGCUCGACCCGCGGAAGAGCUUCGCCACACCACUCGACGUGCCCUUGUUCUGCAUCGACGCGCUGCGGCUCUCGGCGGACGAGCCGGCGCCCUGCUGUGUGGAAAUCAAAUUUCGGGCACCCCCCUCCGUCUGUGUGAUGGCGUGGCGAUUCCACGCCAUCGACGCGACGUCGUGGGCGCGUCGGCUCGAUGGCGUGGAGGAUGACCUAACUCACUGGUUGAUUUCCACACAGGCGCCCUGGUACUUCUCCUCCAAGGACCUCCUCGAGACGUGGGAGACCGCGUCGGGCAAACCGCGAGAGGAGGCCUACGACAGCAUCUCGAUGAUGAAUUUGAGAGAAAUGCUCAAGGUGCUCCGGUCGCCCAAGGUGCCGGUGAAGCCCUCGACGUUCCUCGCGGCGAUGGCUAAUUUGGAAGCCGUCGGGCGGCGGUGACGACUGUUGUAACUUAAACUUAAACACACAAUACUAAUCUAAGAAGCGGC